ACAAAAAAGUUUAACCACUUCGCGGACCUCCGGAUCAUGGCGGCCGGCUUAGGCCUGACAGCUGCGGCGGGGUGUGUGUCUGUAUACCGGGCGGGUUGUGUAGAGAAAUCAGUGCUGUGUGUGAGAGGAGAGGUUUAGGUUUGUAUUUUAAUGGUUAAAUCGAGUCUCCGCGGUGUGUGAGACUCUCGAGGCGGCGCGAUCAGAUUGUUUUCUCCCUGCCACUGCGAGUGUCUCCCCCCGCCGUGCUGAGCGCAGUGGUUCAGUCCGGCUCGCCUGCGUUUGUCCCGGGAUGACCUGUUGAUGUCUGUACAAUAAGACAAGGUGCGGUGGAACGGUACAGCUCACAAAUCCGAGAUAAAAUGUGAACAAGUUUAAAUGUUGGUUUUCUACGGUAAAAGAGGUGUUAGGUAACGUGCCAGAUACGGAUUUACAUCGGAUUUUUCCGUCGUCGGGAACUGAAGCGCGUGGCCGUACUCAGAUUUGUGGCACGCUGAAGCUGUGCAGGCCUCCGGACUCCGCGCGCGCCACAGGACCCGUGCUGCAGUGGCACACGCUCACGCGCGCACACACAUCGGGCACAGCAGCACGCGCAUGCUGAGCUCCGCCGCUUUACCGCGUUUAUUCUGUGUGACUCUUAAAUCGUGUGUUUUGGCGUCGCCGCGCGCCCACGUACCGAGCUCGCGCGCGCACACAACACCGACUGCCUGCCUGGCACACCGCGGGCACGGCCGGCCUGAGAACCGGAGCUCCAGCCCGAUCAGCGCGAGGCCUGAGGUCUGACUCAUUUACUGAUUUCUACAGGUUACACACAAUCCGGUUCCGGUUACACUUCUGAUCACGUGCACACCGAACCGCAUCACUGACUUAGUCAGUGUGUUAGUGCUUUAAUUUCCGUGGUGGUGCCGGCCGUAGCGCCAUGGCUCAGACCCUUCAGAUGGCGAUCCCCAACUUUGGCAAUAAUGUACUGGAGUGUCUGAAUGAGCAGCGGCUGCAGGGCCUGUACUGUGACGUGUCCGUGGUGGUGAAAGGCCAUGCCUUCAAGGCGCACCGGGCCGUCCUGGCAGCUAGCAGCGCGUACUUCCGCGACCUCUUCAACAGCGGCGCCGGCAGCAAGGCUCCGGCUGUAGUGGAACUGCCGCCUGCCGUACAGCCUCAGAGCUUCCAGCAGAUCCUGUCCUUCUGUUACACGGGCCGCCUCAGCAUGAACGUAGGAGAUCAGUUCCUCCUCAUGUACACUGCUGGCUUCCUGCAGAUCCAGCAGAUCAUGGAGAAGGGCACAGAGUUCUUCCUGAAGGUCAGCUCGCCAAGCUGCGACUCGCAGGGCCUGCACGUCGAGGAGACGCCACCGUCCGAACCUCAAAGUCCCGUUACUCAGACGUCCGUCAGCGUCUCGGCCAAUGGGAGUGGGGGAGGAGGGGUGGCGGUCACGGCCACAGCCACCAGUCGCCCCGCCUCCUGCCUCACCCCGCUGCCUCUGGUGUCCCGGGUGAAGGCGGAGCAGCCCGAGGUGUCGCCCUACUCUGUGGUCUGCACUCCAGUGGCGAAGCGUCUUUGGGAGGGCGGGAGUCGGGACAGCACCGGAGCGUCCGGAGGAUCUGGUGGCCGCAAAGCGGCACGUUUUUCUCAAGAAAUGGCGCGGACUAGCGCGAUCCAGCCACAGGGACUGGCUGUAGGUUUGGCUGUGGCACCUGGAGGCCACACUGCUAAUGCUAAUGGCAGUGGGAAUGGAUCCAGCAGCAGCGCCACACCCGAGGGCACCAGCCCCGGUACCGUGAGCGCCUAUGCCAGCGACUCGCCCAUCUCUUAUCACGACGACGAGGAGGAGGAGGAGGCGGCAGAGGACGGCGCCGAGGAACAGUACCGGCAGAUCUGCAACAUGUACACCAUGUACAGCAUGCUCAACAUGGGUGCCACAGCGGGCGAGCGAGUAGAGGCUCUGCCGGACCACUCGGAGACUCGGAGUCGGAUGCGUGGGCGUCAGGACCUGGCGUCUCUCCCUGCAGAGCUCAUCGCUCAGAUCGGAAAUCGCUGCCACCCCAAACUGUACGAGGAGGGCGACCCAGCCGAGAAACUGGAGCUGGUCACAGGAACUGGUGUCUUCAUCUCCAGAGCUCAGCUGAUGAACUGUCAUGUCAGUGCAGGAACCCGACACAAAGUCCUGCUGAGGAGACUGCUGGCUGCAUUCUUUGACAGGAGCACUCUAGCGAACAGCUGUGGGACGGGGAUUCGCUCCUCCACUAAUGACCCGAGUCGUAAACCGCUGGACAGUCGCGUCCUCCAUGCUGUUAAAUAUUACUGCCAGAACUUUGCGACGAGCUUUAAGGAGAGUGAGAUGAACGCCAUUGCGGCGGACAUGUGCACUAACGCUCGGCGUGUGGUGAGGAAGAGCUGGAUCCCUAAACUGAAGCUGCUGAUGGCCGAGAGCGAUGCUUACGCAGGCUUCCUCCCCGACGCCGUCAAGAUGGAGGCCGAGGCUCUAGGAGCCGACUCCGCCUUCGAGGCGGCCGAUCUAGAGGGCGGAGCAUCUCUGGAGACCACCCCCUCAUCUGGUGAAUCACUGCAGGGCGUGGCUGGAGAUGCCAGCACUCUGUUCCAGUGAGUGGGCCUAAAUGAAGAAGCCCCGCCCCCUGACCAAUGGCCUCGUCUCCGCCCUGCAGCCCGUCUACGUGACUACGCGUAGGUGCGGUUUAACAGAGACGCCUUUUCUUUGUUUAUUUUUUUUAUUUUUCCCCCAAAUAACCCAUUUUUUGCACAGAAGCUCCUCCUUUACUUCACGCUUUAUAAAUCUGUAUAUCAUGAGACACUGAUCUCUUUUGUAGUUUGCCUUCAUAUCUUAUGUACACACACACACACACACACACACACACCCCCCCAUCAACACUGUAGUCGAUUAGAUGAAUGUAAAUGUCUGCAGCACCACACACUGGUGUUGAGACUGACCGAUUGUAUUUAGGCCGAGAGAGUCAUAGUCACUGUAGAGAGACAGACAGACAGAGGUGUAGGUGGUUCCUUUGUCUCCAAUUUGGAAAGAAUUUAUUUCCUCCUCCACUUUUUCUCUAAAUUUCUGAGAUUGAAUGCAGAAAAAAGAAUUCUGUCCUUUGUUUCUCUCUCUCUCUCUCUCUCUCUCUCUAACACACACACACACCUGUGUUUUAUUUGUCCUUUGUGUGUGUGUGUAGCUCCUGAGCUGUAGAGAGACAAACAAGUUUUUUUUUCAAGCAUAUUUAGCUUUUUUAUUAUUUUAUUGUCUUUAUUGGCGUGUAAGAUGGAGCGAUUGUUUAACUUUACGUGUGGUUUUUUUUCCACAAGUGUUGAAGUCGUGCUUUGCUGUAGGACGUGAAGAGAGAAAUUAUUUUUACAUACUGAUGUCUUUUACAAAGACCGGUGCUCGUACCUGAUUGGCUGUGAGAAAUUGCUCCUCUGGUGGCUCUGCUUAAUCUAAUAGACUGAUUCAGUUUCUGGCUCGCCCGGUGUUUGUCUUUAACACACCCUUGUCCACUUCCCCUAAUGCCUCUGACUCACACACCACUACCACACACUGCGAUUUCACUGCAGCUCUAAUGUUGUGUGUUGCGAUGUGUGUGAGGUUUCUCUCCUUUACACAGUGUACUCAGUCAUCUGUUUGAUUCACUCUGAAUCACUUUGAAUCAAAACUCUUGAAGCUAAAUUUAAUAUCAGGAAGUGAAAUGUUAGACUGUAAAAGAUCUAACUCUAAUGAAUUAUGACAAGGAGGUGGGGUUACGUGCAUGUCAGUCAUGUUUCCUAUAGUUUACGAAGCUCCGCCUUCUCACACUUCCAAAUAGCUAAUCUGAUAAGCUUUGUGGGUGUGGCUUUGGGUAAAUCUCUGACGCUUCACUUAGCUCCCACCUAAACCACUGAUUGCACCUUUUAUUAUUUUAUUAAUGUUUAACAAAUAUAAUUAAUUUAAUUGUUCUGCUCCCAUGUCAAAAAAGUUUUAGUAAAAUGUUAUAUUCUGCCUUCACUCACAAACUCCACCUAAAGGGAAGUGUACAGGGGCGUGAUGAAGACACUGGAGCACAGGGUGUGUGUGUGUGUGUGUGUGUGUCUGUAUGUGAAUGUGUGUGAAUGUGACCCUGUUUGGCCUCUCUGUGGUCUCCUAUCCUUGUGUACAUAAACACACACACACACAAGGUUUGGUCUGGGGGAGGGGAAGGCCAUGCUUUCUAUUGUUAUGAUCACCCUGCUGUCUUAAAGACAAGGUGAUUUUGUGUGUGUGUGUGUGUGUGUGUGUGUGUGAGAGGGAGAGAGUUGGGGGUUUACAGUGUCUGUGUCCCAGAAGACAGAUAGGUGUGUAUGUGAUUGAGCUGCUCUGUAUAUCCCUGUUUGGCCAGCUGUGUGUGUCUGUGUGUGUGUGUCUGUGUGUGUGUGUGUGCAUGCACAUUCCUUGCACAUAGUUGGCUCUGUGUGCUUGCAUGUGGGUGACGCCUGAUUGAGAUUUAAGGUGUGUUUGUUUCUCCUGGUGUGUGUGUGUGUGUGUGUGUGUGUGUGUGUGUGUGUGUGUGUGGGGCACUGGGCAGGGCUUUUUGGAAGCGUUACAUUUGAAAGCUUUCUGACUUUGCAUAGCAGUGAUGUCUGAAAUUUCCAUCAGGAGUUGCAGCGCCUCGUCACGUGUCCAGCUUCACUUUAUUUUCUAAUUAACAGCUCUUCUGUAACCAGAUGUUUCUCAUGUAACCAGAUGUUUCUGUAACAAAAUGAAUGGAGUUUCGAGUGUCGGCACUUUGUAACGGUCAAAUUCAAAUUUUAUUGGUCACAUACACAAUCAUUUACGGUACGACUGUUGGAUUUAUUAAAAUAAGGACCAAAUAGGAGGGAUUUUAAAAAUAUAUAAUAGGAUACAAUUAUAAAUAAAUAAAAUAAGAUAAAAAUAAAACUGAAACAGCUGUGUGAAGUUUAGUAGCAAAUGAUAUAAAGUGGUGUGAGCUGUAGCUGAAGUGAAGCUGAACUUUCCACAGAUCUUCAGGACAGAGACUUUACACUCCUUUAGUUUCUCAGCAGAAGAUUACAGCUGCUGAAACAUAACCGUGAACAAGAACCCUGUUUCACUAAAACUUCUUUAAUGAACUAUACACAGAUUUCAAAAAGUAUGAUGUUCAUUAAUAAAUUAGAAAUGAUCAUUUGUUGUGCGUAUAAUUACGGUGGUUUAAGAGGAAGGACACGCUUAGGACCAUGAAAAUGAUCCACUUCAGCUUACAGUAAUAAAAAAAUAAUCCACAUUUUGGCUUUAAUACUGAUGAAAUGAUCCAAAAGGUGAAAAGCUUUACCAGUCAGAAAUGAGAGGGCGUGGCUGCAGCUCUGUGCUUCGGCUCAGUUUAACAAAAGAAUCUGCAAACAUGCGGCAGGGUCAGUCACUUCCUGCAGUGACCCUUCCUCUGAAAAACUAGAGGAGAUUUAGUACAUGAGGUCUUUUAUUUAUUUUAUACAUAUAUAUAUAUAUGUAUAUGUAUGUACUGAAAUAUAAUUAAACAUGAAAUUUAAAUGUAAAAAAAACAUCAAUUCACUUUUCCUGACUGAUAAAAACAAAAGUUUUAAAAGAAGUGAUUAAAAAAGCAAUCAUUAUGAAGCGGCACAAAAAAGUGGAUACGGUCAGAGAAAUGAGUUAUAAACUCUGAGGAGACUGGGCUGCCAGUACUAUUACAUGGUCAGUAAACUGAUCAGAGAUUGAAUAAGUGACCAGUAAUUAUUCAUUAAUUAUUAAUUUACUUUGUGAUUUUCCAAAAAGUCCUUAUUGCUCAAAAUAAGUCUCCAAAAUACCUUUUAGUUGUGUGUGUGUGUGUGUUACAGAGGUAAGUGGAGCUUUGCACCUUCUUUUUGUAGACUGAACUUGUGCGGUUUGCACCUUCUUUUUGUAGGAGACUCUGGAGUUUGUGCACCUUGUCUAUUAGAAUUUGGGGAGAAGAGUGUGUGUGUGGGGGGGGGGGGGGUCUUGACCGUGGUGUAAAUAUUGAUGCGACUGUUGAACAGAUUUGUUUUGCUGUGGGUUUUUUGCCCCAGCUGAUUGAUGGAGCUCGUGGCUCUCCGCAGAUCUUCAGAGCUCUGAUGUAGAUGAACUUUCAUACUUGUUUUUUUUAGCGUUUCAUUUCUUCUGCGUCUCCGUUUAACUCGAGCUUCCCUGAACAAUAAUCCGAUUUUAGUCCUGAGAGUAAGACUGUACAGCAGGAAACCAGCUGCAUUCAGAUGUUUCUUUAAUAAGGUGUAGAGUAGCACAGCUGUUUUUGUUUGUUUGUUUGUUUUUGUUGUUUAGCAGUAAAGACGUGAUCUGUAACUAAUCUGCAGUGAGAGUGGAGUUGCCAAGUCUUUUUUUUGUAAGAAUAGGAAAAUCAGAAAUGAGCUGUUUGUGAUAAUUUUGAUAGUUUUGAGGAUCAGAGGCUUUUUCAGUUUCUUUGGCCUCCAUUUUGAUUCACGCGCGCGCGCACCCUGCUGUACAGUCUCGUGCACUACACAAAGUGGACUCCAGAGGGCGCUGUGCUCAAUUUAAUUCGUUCACAGAUGUUACACAGAGGAACACAAUUUAGACCUUGUUUACAUUAUUUUGAGAAAAAAAACGAUGUUCUUCAUUUAUUUUAGUUUUGUAAAGUUGCCUAAAGAGUGUGUUUUUAUAUGACAGAGGGACCAGAGUCGUGCUGAGCAGACGUGUCAUUUUAUUACUUUAUUGUUUUUACUGUCUGUUGAAGUCUCUGUGCCUAAAAAUGCACCUUUUAAUCGGGGAGGGGGGGGAAUUUAUUUUAUUGUAACGUUCUUGACCCAUGGCACCUUGAUGACGGCGUCUGCGAGGCCGGAGACUGAAAUGGUGUGAGAGUUUACUGACCCUUAAUCGUUGUAUUCUAAACCCCGCCCCUUUUUCCUUUAUUCAAAUCCAUUCUGGGCUGCUGUGCAUUCUGGAACAGCAACCGAGGACUGAGUGGUGUGUUCAUCAUAUCAAUCAGCACACACACACACACACACACACACACACACACACACUUCUGCAGUACCUCUUCUGUUCCCGUGUACCUCAGAAUCCUGCCUUUAACCAGUUUUCCUCAGCGUGCAGAGUGAUGAUGAAAGUCAGAGUGGUGAGCUCUACGUAACUGACAUUUUGUAAAAAAAUAUAUAUAUAUAAAAAAAAAAAAAGGUAAAUAUAAAAAAUAGGUAAAUGAAUCUCCGGGGUGAUGGAGGAGAGGAUUACAUGCACAGGUGCAGUGAGAUGUGGUGUUUUAGGGAUUGUGAUGAUUUACAUUCAUCUGCACACAAGCAGGAGUGUAAAACCUUUUUCUAAAAAAAAAAAAAUUGAUGCGUGUUCACUUUCUAUAACUACAAACCUGUACAAUAGAGAAUGAUCCAUACAUAUAAACAUACAGAAAUAUAUCUAUAUCUAUAUAAACAUCCUGUACAUUCUAUAGAAGCACUAAUGAGAUUUACUGAUUUGUUCGUCGUGCACUCACAGCAUGAGUUGUAACCCAGAAGCUGCUUCGAGUCCAGCGCAGCCGUGUCUGACCCCCCCCUGCCCCCCACCCUCACCACCCCACCGUGCCCACACAGUGUGUCCCUGUAAUGCCCGUGUCCCAUCAAGCCAUUCAGUCUGUGUUCAGAGUGCCAAUAACUUUGUGAAUCCCUAACUGUGACCCGAUAUUAUCAAAGUAUAAUUGCACAUUAACUACUGUAAAGAGGAAAAAAAAAAAGCAAAAUUGAAAGAAAACAUCUGGAUAUCUUAAUAAAAACGUUUGUAACAAA
This is a messenger RNA of Hemibagrus wyckioides, 7731 nucleotides long. RefSeq names its product nucleus accumbens-associated protein 1 (gene nacc1a). The transcript has 6 exons. The record is from RefSeq and is a predicted model, not a curated record. Gene Ontology annotation, molecular function: protein binding; DNA-binding transcription factor activity, RNA polymerase II-specific; RNA polymerase II cis-regulatory region sequence-specific DNA binding. NCBI's taxonomy places the organism in Eukaryota, Metazoa, Chordata, Actinopteri, Siluriformes, Bagridae. Bases 917 to 2599 code for a protein of 560 amino acids. Gene Ontology annotation, biological process: regulation of transcription by RNA polymerase II.